ACAUCCACAUUAUUGUCCAACUAUCAUCAACAUCCAGAAUAUCUUCAUUUUUGUGAACUGAAACUCUGCAUGCAUUCAACAAAAACUCCUAUUCCCACUUGCCCCCAGACUCUGGCAACCACCAUUCUACCCUAUGAAUUUGACUACUCUAGGUACCUCAUCAGCUGCUGCUUGCGAAGGUUCCGCCCACUGCAGCUCUCUGCAGUCUCUGGCUCGCUCCUGCAAGACUGACCAUCGCCACUCUCUGUCUGCACUCAAGCCCUGGCUACGGUUGCCUCGGUCCGCUUCUCACAGCAUCAGCACCGCCUUCAUCCCGGCAGCAGCCUCCACCAUCACUCCCGCAGUCCAGCCACUCCUGCUCGUUCCACCUCUGCCCCAACCCCCGCCGCUUCUGCUAUUCCGGUGAGUCUUUCCCUGCGGAGGUCAGGUCUCCUUAUCUUGGCGGUAGCCACCUUACGCGUCACGGUCCUUUGAAAAAUGGCCGAGUCAGCCGACCACAAGAAACUGUUAGAAUCUAGUCAAGAAGAGACUGGUGAUAAGGUAAUGAUGGAGGGACCUGGGGAACAGCCGGAGCGCAGUGAAGAUGUCGAAGCUGGGCCUGGACAUGAUAAGGAGAGCGGUGAAGAAGCCGCCGCUGGGCCUGGGGAAGAAGGGGGAAAAGGUGAAGAUGCUGCUGCUGGGUCCGGGGAAGGCGGGGUAAAAGAUGAAGAUACUGAUGAGGAUUCAGACCGUCCAAAAGGACUUAUUGGUUAUCUUUUAGAUACAGACUUCGUUGAAAGUCUACCUUUGAAAGUUAAGUACCGUGUGUUAGCCCUCAAAAAGCUUCAAACUAGAGUGGCCAAUCUAGAAUCCAAAUUUCUAAGGGAAUUUCAUGGCAUUGAAAGAAAGUUUGCUGAAAUGUAUCAACCCUUACUGGAAAAAAGACGUCAGAUCAUAAAUGCAAUCUAUGAACCUACAAAAGAGGAAUGUGAAUAUAAAUCAGACUCUGAGGACUAUGAUGAUGAGAUGUAUGAUGAGGAAGAGAUGUAUGGUCAUGAGGAGGGUCGGAUGCAUGAGUAUAUGGAUAAGGAUGAUGGUUAUGAGGGAGAUUAUUAUGAUUAUGCUGUUGAGGAGGAUGAUGACGAUGACGAUGACGAUGAUAAUGAUGAUGACAUUGAGGCUACUGGAGAAGAGAAUAAAGAACAGGAUCCUAAAGGAAUUCCUGAUUUUUGGCUGACUGUGUUAAAAAACGUUGACACACUUACUCCUUUGAUUAAGAAAUAUGAUGAGCCUAUUCUGAAGCUCCUGACAGAUAUUAAAGUGAAGCUUUCAGAUCCUGGUGAGCCUCUCAGUUUCACACUAGAAUUUCACUUCAAGCCCAAUGAAUAUUUCAAAAAUGAGCUGUUAACAAAGACUUAUGUGCUGAAGUCAAGGCUGGCGUAUUAUGAUCCCCAUCCCUAUAGGGGGACUGCGAUUGAGUAUUGCACAGGCUGUGAGAUAGAUUGGAAUGAAGGAAAAAAUGUCACUUUGAAAACCAUCAGGAAGAAGCAGAAACACCGGAUCUGGGGAACAUUCCGAACUGUAACUGAAAAUUUUCCCAAGGAUUCAUUCUUCAAUUUCUUUACUCCUCAUGGAAUCAGCUCAAAUGGAAAAGAUGGAAAUGAUGAUUUUUUACUUGGUCACAAUUUACGUACUUACAUAAUCCCAAGAUCAGUGUUGUUUUUCUCAGGUGAUGCACUUGAGUCUCAGCAGGAGGGGGUAGUUAGGGAAGUCAAUGAUGCAAUUUAUGACAAAAUUAUUUAUGAUAAUUGGAUGGCUGCAAUUGAGGAAGUUAAAGCCUGUUGCAAAAAUCUCGAGGCAAUAGUAGAAGACAUUGAUCGCUAAAAGCAAAGUGUACUUGGCCUUGACAUUAACUGCCCUAGAUUGUUACUCAAAAUGUAAGAAGUUAAUUACAGUCUUGUAUUCUGAAAUUUUCCUUGCAGUGUCAGUUAAAACAUAGGGCUCAGAAGUAUAAGAGAAAUGUAAAUACUAAUUCAUUUGAUCUUGCAUCUUAGUAGUAGAAUGCUUUCAAGAAAUGUAAACUGUGGUAGAUGAUUUAAAAUAUUAAUAUAGUGUUGCAUAGUUUAAUCCUUCUAAAGUCCUUUUAUCAUGUAGCUAUUAAUCUGUGGCUGUGAAUAUUAUCGGAACUGCUAAAUGAGAUCAACAUUUAUUUGGAAAGAAAAUCUUGGAGAACAAACCCAAGGUUUUCUGCUAUUGUUGUUGUUUGUUUUUUAUAUUUGAGUUUUCUUAGUCCUUUAUCUAGUGGGUUUAAUUCUGUUGUACCUGCUUCAUUUUGCAAUAAAAAUACAGUAGACUUUAAAACUUGAAUGCUUAAGAAGCCUGCAUGUGGUUAAGAAUUUCAGGCAAAACCACAUUUAUUGUUAAUAACAGCUUGUCCAUAGGCUCUUGUAUUUUAUGUGACCAUGACAAAUAAUAAAACUUAGUUAUAUUGAGGUUGGUGUUUAUCAGGGAAGUGUUAAUCACAGUUGUCUCAAGAGAUGGCCACAUAUUGUUCUGUGUAAUUAUGUAAACUGUAAUCACAGUGUAUAAUUUCUCUUCCUAUAGUACAUUUAAUCAUUCACUGGAAGCAAUCGUGUUACCAUUUUGAAGUUUUUUUCAUGUUCUUUC
Molecule: messenger RNA, 2646 nt
Organism: Ailuropoda melanoleuca (giant panda)
Lineage: Eukaryota; Metazoa; Chordata; Mammalia; Carnivora; Ursidae
Gene: NAP1L2
Product: nucleosome assembly protein 1 like 2
Exons: 2
Coding region: 478-1863 (461 amino acids)
Biological process (GO): nucleosome assembly
Cellular component (GO): nucleus
Source: RefSeq, a predicted model, not a curated record